UGUGUCGAAUACUUAAAAAACAAACCUUGUUAAUUCUAGCGUUUUAUAUUAUUUUAUAGCUGGUCCUUUGGUAUUCUUCUUUGGGAAAUGGCCACCAUGGGAGGUAUACCAUAUCCUACACUGACCAAUUCAGAGCUGUGUAGACUUUUGAAGACUGGUUAUCGCAUGGAAAGGCCUAAUACGUGUUGUGACGAAGUAUAUGAAUUGAUGUGUGAAUGUUGGAGGGAAGAUCCGUCGACUCGUCCCAGUUUCUCGGAGUUGAUUGAGCGACUGGAGGUGAUCAUGACGAGGGAUGUACCAUAUUUUGACUUGAACAGGCAUGAUGAGUCACGCCCCUGCUAUAACGUGCCCUCCUGAAAGCGGAUGAGUUCGUGGAAAUGAAAGUAACAAAAGAAUCCAUGGCUGGUAAAAUACACUGCAGGUUUACUUAGUACCAUGUAAAACUUGGAAUAAAUAUCCUUACAUGUUAUAACUGAGACUAACUUCACAUAGAGCCGUUUUCUUUUAAGUGUUGAAAAGUAAUUGGUUUUGCAUCAACUAUGCUACACCAUUGGCUUAAAGAUCUAGGGCCACUUUUUCAUCCAAUCAGAAGUAAAACCAAAACAAUUGUGACACACUCGCACUCGUUUUCCUGCGCUUUGCGUCAGCUACAUGUUAUUACUUUGAUUGGAUCAUUGGAUUGUCUACGUCCUUCGUGAUUGGCUAAAGGGAUUACUUUGGCUUUGGUUUUACGGCAUUCAAUUGAAAACUGCCCUAAAUUGGUAAAAUCGAUUUAAUGAAAUUACUUCCUAUUACACUGUAACUGAUUCUGCUGUGCUAGUUAUAUACGCUGAAAUCUGAAGAAAGCAACAUUGAAAAAGAAGAGACCAGACAAUAAGAUGGCUACGUUUGAAGUUCUUGGCAUCUAAGAGAAAAUUUAAGGUGCUUUAGAUGGAUUUUAAGAUUGUGAGUUGUAAUUUAAAACAAGAAUUUUAAAUUUUAAAUCCUUCUUGUUAAUUCCAUGAUGCUCGGAUUUUGUUACUACUGUAGUUGUAAAUAUUUGUAUUAAAAAUAACUCAUGAGACCAUCAGCUAGAAAAGGUCUAUAAUUUAGAAUUCUCGGAAUACACGACCACGCGUCGAUAAAAUCGCAGAGGUAAAUAAAGCUAACCUUUAUGCUCACUCGAGAAACAAUACCACUCCUAACCUCUAUUAAGAAAUAGGAAAAUGGAAUGGAAAAAAAAAACUCAAUA
This is a messenger RNA of Orbicella faveolata, 1231 nucleotides long. RefSeq lists its product as uncharacterized. The record is from RefSeq and is a predicted model, not a curated record. Gene Ontology annotation, biological process: protein phosphorylation; multicellular organism development; cell surface receptor protein tyrosine kinase signaling pathway. Gene Ontology annotation, molecular function: transmembrane receptor protein tyrosine kinase activity; ATP binding. Gene Ontology annotation, cellular component: plasma membrane; signaling receptor complex. NCBI's taxonomy places the organism in Eukaryota, Metazoa, Cnidaria, Anthozoa, Scleractinia, Merulinidae.